GAAUUACUGUAUUUUUUUGGGGUCUGGGCAUUAAGUCCUCUCUUCCUCUCUCUCUCUCUCUCAUGGACACCCUUUUUAAUAAAAAGCUCCAAAAUGUUGCUUUUUUGAUACUUGUGUUAUCAAAUAGCAUACAAUGAUCUGGUAAUUGAAAAUUUUAUAUCUUUAAUGGUAGUUUCUUGAAGAGUUUCGUUUGAUUUUGAAAUCGGGUAUUAUAUGAUUGAUUGGCUUUUGAAAAUGGAAAUGAAGUGCAAAGGAUAUAUUAAGCUUUGUUAAUUGGAUGUUUAGCUUCAUUCUUCUGUUUCUCUGUGGUAAAGACGGAAAAUGGCCAUGUAAAGGAAUAGACUUUCUGAAUAAAGCUUGAACAUUGGAGAAAAGUUGCUUUGCAGGGUAUGAAGCAUUGAAGACCCUGUGGUGAGUGAGAGGGGAAGAAAUGCCUGAAGUUUGGAUUUCUCUGAAAAGAUCUUUGGACUGCAAAUCAGAGCCAUCAGAUGUUCAUGAUCCAAAGGCCAGGAGACACUUGAGCAAAAUCUUGAGAAGAAAAGCAUGCAGGUCUGGUUGUUCAAGGUCCAUAGCCAAUCUUAAAGAUGUCAUUCAUGGAAGCAGGACACACUUAGAAAAGCCUCCAAGUUGUAGUCCUAGAUCCAUAGGGAGCAGUGAAUUCCUCAACCCAAUAACCCAUGAAGUGAUUCUGAGCAAUUCAAGGUGUGAGCUUAAAAUCUCUGGUUUGGGUGGGUUCCAAGAACGGGUUGGUGGCAGCGGUGUUGGUGGUGGUGGCGGCGGCUCAACAUUUUUGGGUACUUUAAGGCCUGGUACACCUGGCCCUGGGGGGCACCCUACAAUGCACUAUUUUAACCCUUCAUUUAGAAGCUCAACCCCUCCUUCAAGAAAGACUGCUGGUCUUUUGGAACACAGAGCAGGCUAUAGAUUUGGUGGUUGUGCUAUUUCUGGAGGUAGCAAUGGUGUAUCUUCAAAACCAAGGUGUUAUAUUGGGACAGAUAGUAAUGGUUUUUCUGCAAUCACAUGUCAUAAGUGCGGAGAGCAGUUUGGGAAAUGGGAAACUCUUGAAGCACAUCAUCUCUCCAAACAUGCUAUUACUGAACUUGUGGAGGGCGACUCGUCGAGGAAAAUUGUUGAAAUAAUUUGCCGGUCAAGUUGGCUAAAGUCUGAGAGCCAUUGUGGUCCAAUUGAGAGGGUUUUUAAAGUUCACAACAGGCAAAAAACUCUUGCUCAGUUUGAAGAAUAUAGGGAAAUGGUGAAGAUCAAGGCCAGCAAACUCCCCAAGAAACACUCUCGUUGUCUUGCAGAUGGGAAUGAACUUCUAAGGUUCUAUGGCACAACGGUGGCAUGCUCUCUCGGGAUGAAUGGAUGCUCAAGUCUCUGUGUAUCUGACAAAUGCUGUGUUUGUCGAAUUCUAAGAAAAGGGUUUUCCACUAGGAAGGAACUCAAGGGUGGCAUAGGAAUUUUUACGACUUCAACAAGUGGAAAAGCUUUUGCAUCUAUAGAGAUACAUGAAGAUGAUCCAUUCAUAAGAAAAACUUUAUUAGUCUGCAGAGUUAUUGCAGGGAGAGUCCAUCGGCCUAUGGAGAACAUACAAGAAAUGGCUGGCCAGGUGGGGUUCGAUUCAUUGGCUGGGAAAGUUGGUCUUUAUUCAAAUUUUGAAGAGCUUUAUUCGCUUAAUCCUAGAGCUCUCCUUCCUUGCUUUGUGGUAAUCUGCAAGCCCUAAGAAAAAAAAAACACUUGUUUUAUUGUUAGUGUGAAUAUUUUUGUUUAUGCUAGAGGCCUUUCCAUAAUUUUUGUUGAAGAAAUAUUGGUUCUUCUAGUCACUUGUCCAUGGCUAAAAUAUUGUGCUUGUAUCUGCGAUUCCACAAGUUUGCGUCUGUCAUUGUUUUGUGGACACCGAUCACUUAGCAUGAAUCUGUAUACUUUCUUCUUAUGAUAGAAAUGUAAUCCUCCCAGAUUCCCAAAUUAUAUACUGCAGGUAUAUAUGAGACUUUCGGAUUAUAUAAGAAAUAUCAUCAAAAAUCUGGGAAACCAUUUGGAGUGGAACAUCAAGACAAUAUUGAGAAUGGCUAAGAGAAACUAAUAGUGUUAGGUGGAUGAAUGUAAAG
Ilex paraguariensis (yerba mate) is the source of this 2108-nucleotide messenger RNA. The record is from the annotation of a GenBank genome assembly. Lineage: Eukaryota; Viridiplantae; Streptophyta; Magnoliopsida; Aquifoliales; Aquifoliaceae.